GGGGUGCCCCUCCCUGGAUUCCACAGAAAGUACACUCAGGGAUGAGAGCUGUCUUAGUUGUCAGAGUGAUGCAGUAGCUGUAUUUGAGUCAGACCAACUAGUAUUGACUAUAAAGCUGUCUGACUCCACUUCUUCCAGCACACUUAGCAGGGACUAGAAGAGCCGAGAGACUGCCCUGCAGCCCCUGCUAUUCGGUCUUGCAUUUAGCUGCACCAACAUCUGCAAAAAUUCUCUGCUGCAAGGAAACCAGAGUGAUGUCAGCGGAGGAUGAUACUGGUGGGGAGGCUCCCAGUGGCAGUUUUUGGGAGCCUGGCAACUACAAGCGGACAGUGAAGCGGGUGGAUGAUGGAAGCCGGCUGUGUAACGACCUUGUCUCCUGCUUCCAGGAGAGAGCCAAAAUUGAGAAGAGCUAUGCACAGCAGCUAACAGACUGGUCCCGCAAAUGGAGGACUGCUGUGGAGAAGGGCCCUCAGUACGGCACUCUGGAAAAAGCCUGGCAUGCAUUCCUGACUGCUGCAGACAAACUCAGUGAGAUCCACCUAGAAGUACGGAAUCGCCUGGCUGGUGAAGACUCGGACAAAAUUAAGACCUGGCAAAAGGAGGCCUACCAUAAGCAGAUGAUUGGUGGCUUCAAGGAGACUAAGGAGGCAGAGGAGGGAUUCCGCAAGGCCCAGAAGCCCUGGGUGAAAAAGUUGAAAGAUGUGGAAACUUCGAAAAAGAGUUACCACACUGCUCGGAAAGAUGAGAAGACUGCACAGACACGAGAGAAUCAUGCCAAAGCGGAUUCUGCAGUGUCACAAGAGCAGAUGCGUAAACUGCAGGAGCGCGUGGAGAAAUGUGCACAAGAAGCAGAAAAGUGCAAGGAUCAGUAUGAGAAGAUGCUGGAGGAGCUGAACCGGUACAACCCUCGCUACAUGGAGGACAUGGAGCAGGUCUUUGAGGGCUGCCAGGAAUCAGAGUGCAAACGCUUGUGCUUCUUCAAAGAUAUGUUCUUGGAUCUGCAUAAUCAUCUCAACCUGUCUACCAAUGACAGCUUCCAUGCACUUUACCGGGAUUUGUACCAGGGAAUAAUGGCUGCAGAUGACCAAGAGGAUCUGAAGUGGUGGCGCAAUACCCAUGGGCCAGGCAUGGCUAUGAACUGGCCUCAGUUUGAGGAAUGGUCUCUGGAGACACAGCGGGCGAUCAGCAAGAAGGAGAAAAGUGGUAAAAUUGGUGAAGAUGUGACUUUGACCAGCAUUGUGCCUGCAGGAGAUGGUGUGAAAAAGACCCCUCCACCCACAAAGCAAAGGUUCUCAUACCAAGAGGAACAAAACAGCCACUUCUAUGACACCUUGAGGGCCUCGGCCUGUAUGAAUGGAGGGAAGGAAGAAAUCUCAGAGUGGUCAGAUGAGGACACUCCCAAGAAGUGCCUGGAAGUCAAUGGGCACGAGGAGGACAUAAAGGUACCAGGCGUGCGGGUGCGAGCACUGUAUGAUUACACAGGACAAGAGGCUGAUGAGCUGAGCUUUAAAGCAGGGGAAGAGCUCAUGAAGAUCAGUGAAGAGGAUGAGCAGGGCUGGUGCAAAGGCCGGCUUCAGACCGGUCAGGUUGGACUGUAUCCUGCUAAUUAUGUUGAGAAGGUCAUUUCGUGAUUGCUUCCCCUCACUACAACCAGCUUAAAGUGUGCGUCUUGCGUGCAGUUUCUCCAGAGGCCACCAAUUCACUGGCCUCCCAACUUGCAUCAAAAACCAUGUGCAACAAUCUGGACCUUUCUGAGGACACUCUUUUCUUGUAACCAAUUCUUCAUUUUAAACAUCUAGAAAUAUGGUCAUCUUUUUUUCUAAUAAAGAGAGAGAAAAAAUUUCUGAAUCUCCUGUUUGCUAUAUAAAGGAUACAAGGUGGAAAAUAAUCCCUAGACAACAAAAUACCUAAACCCUUUUUGUGGGCUUGGUGGGCUAGUCUGUUUGUUUCAUUUUAAACCAUCCAAUACCAAGUUCUCGAAGUGGUGAACAAAUUAAAACUAUAAAGAUUUUAUCCUUGUUCUCCUUUCCGCCAGCAGCUGUUGCCUUAAAAGUGAACAUUAAAAGAUAUUUAGAAACCAACUGCAGAACAGUAACUUAUUCCUAGAUUAGGGUAAAAGGUGGCAUCUUAACUGCAUGCCCACUGUCUAGCAACUAGUAUUACCCAAACACCUAGCCCAAUUGCUUGCUUUUCAGUACUUUCUUCACAUGCAAGCAAGAUAUUACAAAACUAGAGCUAUUAAGGAAGCUUAACUAUUUUUGGUGUAAUGUCUGACAUCAUGCCAAGCCAUAAUUAAUGCAAACCAUAGUUUGCAAAGCCACUUCAUGCCAUAGUCUCGGAUUCUCCUUGCUGGAUGUUUGCACACCAUGGUUUGUCAAUUCAGAAACCACAUGAAGCUAUACUGUCCUUGAUGAUUU
Molecule: messenger RNA, 2417 nt
Organism: Elgaria multicarinata webbii
Lineage: Eukaryota; Metazoa; Chordata; Lepidosauria; Squamata; Anguidae
Gene: PACSIN3
Product: protein kinase C and casein kinase substrate in neurons 3
Exons: 11
Coding region: 255-1631 (458 amino acids)
Biological process (GO): plasma membrane tubulation; regulation of endocytosis; cytoskeleton organization
Cellular component (GO): plasma membrane; cytoplasm; endosome
Molecular function (GO): phospholipid binding; protein binding
Source: RefSeq, a predicted model, not a curated record